Apis cerana (Asiatic honeybee) is the source of this 3977-nucleotide messenger RNA. RefSeq names its product putative gustatory receptor 28b. Lineage: Eukaryota; Metazoa; Arthropoda; Insecta; Hymenoptera; Apidae. The record is from RefSeq and is a predicted model, not a curated record. Gene Ontology annotation, biological process: sensory perception of taste; male courtship behavior; chemosensory behavior. Gene Ontology annotation, cellular component: membrane; dendrite; axon.
AUCUCGUUUUCAAAGUCAAUCAAAAUCAAUGAAGUGAUUCCCAUUUUAAAUAUUUAUCAAAUAAUAUCAGUUAUUAAAUAUUUAUCAGUGUUCAAAUGACGAAUGAUCAAAGUGUGAUAUUUAUGCAAAAAAUUUAGCUCAUAGUUUCAUGUGAAAGCAAUUUUCCAGGAAAAUGGGAUACAAAGAGCUUUUAUUUUCCUGGAUAUGCACAGUCAGGCUUGUGCAUUGACCGCUCGAUGAAUAUCAUUCAUCUUGCACACCGAGUUAAAUUGCAUUUCUCCGGGGCGUCGUCCUGACGAGACAUUUUACAUCGUAAAUUUUCAUUUAAUACUCCACUUUCUCAUAUUUUUUGUUCUUUAUUGUUCUCGGCAUUUCUUCUUUACCUUCUGCUCCGCUUUUCACGAUCGAUUAUAUUUUUAAAGAGUCGAAUGCGAUUUAUCGUUACAAUUUAGAUGCGCCUGCGCUUUUAUCAACGAGAAAAAUACAUAGAUCAUUACGUUCAAUUAAUUGAUUUAUCAUUAAUUUUAAGCGAAUUUGUUGUAUAUUUAAAGUUAAAAUCUAUUUUACAUAUAGCUAACUCAUGAGAUAAUGCGAUUAGAGAAAUAAGCGGACACGUUACAAUACGUGUGAAAGCUUCAUCAGCCGAUGGAGAAAAUCUGAUUAAUGGAUUUCGUAUUCUCACGCCAUUAGCAACAUUCGGACAGGACAGAUUCCACUAAUGAUCGAACAUCAUCGCUCAAAAUGAGUCAGAAUACGAUAGAUUUUGACGAAAAGUGAAUUCUUCAUAAAUUGAUUUGAUUGUUACAUUUUUAACUCGAUCAGAAGCAAUAAGCAUGAAAUAAGCGACAGAGGAUAUUCACGAAUGCACAGUUAAUUGUUUAGAAUUGUAUACAGACGUGUGUCGUUUAGUUUAUAUUUUGGAUUUCGAUGCGAUGACGCAAGUGAUAUUGCAUUAUCAUUUCUCGGCCCACAAUGUGAUAGAUUGCUAAUUGAAUAAAAUUUGAAGUCGAAUUAAUAACAUUUGAAGAUAUGAAGAUUUGACGAAAACGAAUAUCACAAAUUCGUGGAACGAACAACUUUGGACGAAUAUGAUCAUAUGUUUGAUUUACAUUUUAAAAUUCUUAAAUAUAUUACAUCAAAGUAUUAUUAAUAUAACAAGAAUAAAAUAGAAUAAACAAAGAUAAGCGACAUAAAUAUUAUUAAAAAAUUUGUGCCAUUAUGAAACACAUUUCAUCAUUGAUGAAGCAUUAUAUUCAAGGAGUUAAUAAAUUUAAACAUUUUCCAUCGUAUUAAAUUUUUUAUAAUAACUAGUCACAAUAAUCAUGAAAAUAGAUUUUUGUCCAACUAAAUUGGUGAUCCAUCAUACUCUAAUAGUCAUUAUAUGAACGAGAAAUCAAUAAAAGCUCGUGAUUUACAGAAAUUUCCUGAAAAAAAAAAUAGAUAACAAAUGCAUCAGUAUUGUUCGAUAAGAAGGAGGACGUUUCCUGAUCAUACAGUCAGCUGCAAAUCUACAUUCAUAUAUGACUGUUUGGACAAACGGCAUUAAUUCUUGCUUUAUCACGGCCGAUGGGAAACUCUGUUUUCCCUGUUAUUUAUACGGUUGCUCGGAAACGUUCGACCAUUUAUCGGGCCACUGAGAAUGAUCGUGCAUCGCAAUUCCUCUUCAAAGUUUAACUGGAUCCUCAUUAAAGAAUAAUUAAAUUCCGAAGAACCGGUUUUGUGUUACCAGAUGAAUAUUUCCGCGGUACGAUCUAUUUAUAAAAAAUGAUGAAAUCCAUCCGAAAAGAAUUGGCGCGUUACCCGGCGAAAAAGGUUCUUCCAUUAACAAAGCCGCGGUUGAAACCAUUCGACGUUGAAACUACUUUCGCGGAAGUAACUCUAGCGAGAAAAGAGCACGCGAGAAAAUAUCACGGGCCAGACUCGCUUUUGUAUUCGGCGAUUUACCCCGUGGUGUGCAUAAUGAAAGUGUUCGGUUUGGCGCCCUACGAUUUCACGGGUGACGAGAUAACACCCUCGAACGUUUGCCUUCUAUUCUCGUUCGCCUUUAUUGGUAUUUAUUGCCACAUCAUAUACAUCGUGUACAGAAGAUUCCUCUACGUAAGGAGGGACAAAGCGAUUCUCAGCGUGGUGGAAACGACCAAGGUAACCGUCAAUUACCUCGUGGCUAUGUACGAUCUAAUUUCCACGAUAUUCACGAGGAAAACGUUCAGCCGAAUUUGGAACGCCCAGCAAGAUUUCGACGAGAGGCUCAGCCAAUUAGGCUAUCCACGAAAAGAGACAAAGAUCAAGAUCUCAGCUUGGAUACUUUUGGCGAGUCAGAUCGUUAUUUGGACGGCUGUUAAUCAGACUGGGAUGUUUGCUUUCGAAGAGACGUGGACGUUUAACGUGAGUUACAUGUGUACUUAUAUCGGUACUGCGACAGCUGUGUACAAAUUUUUCGGAAUGGCAAGCUUUCUCGGCCUCCGUUUCCAUCAGCUCAAUCAAAUCGCGAAAGAGAAUUUGCCACCCAGAGUUGGAUAUAAAAGCAGCAACAUCAGCAGAAAGACAAUCCAAGAUUUACACAACGAUUUGAUGCUAUCUAGCGAGACACUAGGUUCUCUUUACUCGUGGUCGCUAUUGUUCUGGCUUGGAAAUUUGAGUAUACACAGCGUCAGCAAUUUAUACUUCAUCAUCGAUUGGGUCAUCUUGACACCCUGGACCAACAUUGCUUGGCCUCUCAUCAUUAACAUGUGGUGUUGGCUGAUCGGAUUUAUAACUCAGCUUUUGGCCCUUCAUAUCGCUUGCGAUUAUACGAUAAACGAGGCUAAUUUUAUGGGCGCCAUUCUCAUCGAAUGGGAUGCAAGAACAAUCCAAAAAUUUCCAUACGAAGAUAGUUUUCGUACUUCUUUAUAUUUAUUAAACAGACGUCUUCGUUUCUCUGCUGGUGGUCUUUUCGAUAUUAAAUUGUCAUUGCUUUGCUCGAUAGUCGGUGUGAUGUCAACGUAUCUGAUAAUUCUUUUACAAUUUCCUUCAAGUUGAACGUUUCAAGAAUCGCGAUAAGAUUAAUUAAAUCUAUCGUCUUGGAAAAAUAUUUUUCUCGCGUAUUUGCGUCUAGACGAUCAAGCAUACUUGAAACUACUUUCUGGUUUGUUCAAGGUCAAAUGAAUGACAGUAGGAUCGAACUCUCUUUGUCUCAAGCAUUUCUUUUUUAUAUUUUUAAUAUUAUUAUAUAUUUGCAGAAGAAAUUACAAUAAGAUUCCUAUAUUUGAUUAAAAUUUUAAUUUAAAUUUAAUUAAAAUUUUAUAUAAUAUUCAAAUCAUAUUCAUAAAUAUUCUAAUACAUUCUAUGGUAAAUAUUCUUUAAAAUAUUUUUAUAAAUUUUAUUAAUGUAUUUGCAUGAAAAUUUAUAAUUGUCAAAAGAUUCGUCUUAAAUUUUAAGAGAAUCGAUUUUUUGAAAUUUACACUCGGAUUGGAUAGGAAUUUGUUAACUAGAGUGAGCAGGUGCGACAAUUUUCUCUUUGUUACGCUUUUAUCCAAUAAGUAAAGGACGUAAUUUAAUACUGGAAUAUGUUAAAAUUCGAUGAUAUUGAAAUGAAAAUGCAAAUUUAAAAAAAAUAAUGCAUUCUCAAAAAUAUUCUUGUAUUAAUUUACUUAUAAUUAUGUUAGAUAUAUGAUUAACUGAAAAUAAUAAUUUAUUUCUAUAUUAAUUAAAGUAAAUAAAUUUAAUAUGAAAUAUUAUUUGAUUUUUUAACCAUUAAUUUAGUCAAAUAAAUUUAUUUAUGAAUUGCAAAUUAUUUGAUUUUAACAAACAAUAUUAUUAUUAAUUUGUAAAUAAUAUGUAUAUAUUUGAAGAAGUGAAAUGUUAUUUAAAUCUCAAACAUAAAUAAUGAUAGUGAUAACUUAUGAAUAAUAAAUUAUUUGAUUUAAUAAAUAUAUAAUAUUUAUUAUACAAUAUAGAUUAGUAUAGAUUUAAAAUAACUGAAAUAUAUGUACAAUUAA